AAGCACAACAAAUACAUUUUGGGCUCCACCAUGGCAGGAUGUGCAGUAGUAGUAGUACUGCUGCUGUGUAUGGUACAUUUCAGCCAGACUUCAGAGUCACACUACACUAACUACUGGGUGGUACGGGUAUCCGGCGGGGAGACAGCCGCCCGCCAUGUGGCUGCUAGGAACGGCUUCACAUACCUCCAUAAGUUUGACCAUCUUGCUGACCACUACACCCUACUCCAUGAGAGGACUGAAGCCCGGUCCAAAAGAAGUGCAGAUGACGUGAACUCAAAGCUGGCGUCGGAUCCCCAGGUGCACUGGCUGUCCCAGCAAGUGGCACACAAACGGGUGAAACGACAGCUGUUUGCAGAUGAUCCCUUUGCUUUCAAAGAGCAGUCCUUCGUUGGAGACGAGUACCCAGAUAUCUCACUCAGUGAGGUCAGGAGGGAGGCGCUGAUGGCAAAGAGGGGAGACAUGUCAGAAGAGCAGAGUUCUGCAGCUGAGAAGGAAAAGAAGGGCUCUGAUGGAGACAAGGCAGAGGCACGGGCGGCCGUGGAUGACUUUGUGAACUCUGUCAUUGAACAGGGUCACAGCUCAAAGGUGGAUAAAAUGGUCAAGUUCAAUGACCCGGAGUAUAGCAGGAUGUGGUAUUUGCAUAAUGAUGGCCAAACUGAGGGACCAAAGGGCCUGGACAUCAACGUGAUUCCAGCCUGGGUGAAUGGGUACACAGGGAAGGGCAUUGUGGCAACCAUUGUUGAUGACGGAUUUGACUACACCCAUCCGGAUCUGAAGAGAAACUAUGACCCAGAGGCCAGUUUUGACUACUCAGAUCCACGGAACCUGAAUGGAAACCCCAUGCCUGUUCCUCAGUCUGAUGAUCCCAUGAACCAUGGGACAAAGUGUGCUGGAGAAGUUGCCAUGGAGGCGGACAAUGGGAACUGUGGAGUGGGUGUGGCAUAUGAUGCUAAAAUUGGAGGGAUCCGACUGAUUACUGGCCCUGUGAGCGAUGCCCAGGAAGCGGCCUCCCUCAGUCACAAGCGGGACCACAUUGACGUCUACUCCUGCUGCUGGGGGCCGUCAGACGACGGCAAGACUGUGCAGAAACCAGGGGAACUGGUCACCAGGAUACUUGAGGACUCUACAGCCAAUGGCAGGAACAAGAGAGGUAAUGUGUACGUCUGGGCCUCAGGAAACGGUGGCAGUAAUGAUGACGACUGUGGGGCAGAUGGAUAUGUCUCCAGUAUCUAUACCAUCGCUGUUGGAGCUAUCAGUGUUGAUGGCCUGUCAUCCUACUACAGUGAGUCAUGUUCCCCCACUAUGGCCGUGGUACCGACUGGGGGAGAGCACAGGCUCGAUAGUUUUAAUGGCGACUUGGCAGAAAUGGUCCGGCGUGGGGAAGUUUACGAGCGCAAUGUUAUUACAACUGACCAGAACCACAGGUGUACUGACCACUUCCAGGGAACGUCUAGUGCAGCUCCACUGGCCACUGGAAUCGUUGCACUGACCCUUCAAGCCAAGUAUGGUUUUGGCAUGAUGGAUGCUGGUGCCAUGGUAAAGUUGGCCCAAGAAUGGACCCCUGUGGGACACCAGCACCGCUGUGUUGUUACCUAUGAUGGCCCAAAACAAGAUCUCCUGGCCGGGGGAGAAGUUGAACUGGAGCUGCAGACAACUGGCUGUCACGACACCAGGGACCAAGUGGAGGUACUGGAACAUGUGCAGUCUGUUAUGACCAUCGACCAUCAGCGUCGAGGAGACCUGUCCAUCAAACUGACUUCUCCAAAAGGGACAGAGUCACAGCUCAUGUCCACACGAUCAAGGGACGACAGCACGGACGGGUUCCAGGAUUGGCCUUUCCUGACAGUGUACAACUGGGGAGAGGACCCCAGCGGAAAGUGGAAGGUGACUGUGAAGGACAACUCUGGGACCGGACGCAAGAGGAACAAUGAGCCUGUGGGAACAGUGAGCGCCUGGUCACUGGUUCUGUGGGGAACACGGGAUGAGGACAAGUUCAACGCACGGGCUGCAGAAAUGGAGCAAGUCGCCCGCUGCGUGAACGCAGAAGACAAGGAAGAUUGUGCUCUCAAGGCACUCGUCAGUGACUUCACUAAGGAUUUCACAGAUGAGGUCAUGCCAAAUGACAUCAUCCCUGCAGAUGAGCUGGAAAGCCAAAAGGAGGCAGAAGGUGUGAGUAUGAAUGAGCUACUGAACACCUUCUACCACGCUGUCGACAAGUUACAACGGGAGAAGGGCAACAAGGACGACAAGAUCCCUGUAACCGUGGAGCAGGCUCGGGAAUUCAUCAGCAACAUGGAGCGACGAGACCCGGAGUGGCUGAAACAUCAGAUCAAUGAGUUAGAGGAUCUUAUCCAGAACAUGAAGCAAAUGGACAAAAAGGAGAAGUAGAAAGUGGUUUUGUACCACAGUACAUGUAUCAGUCAGUAACCUCUGCCUAUCGGGGCAACUUUCCUAAAAUAUAGUGUUAUAAGACAUCAUCUUCAAAUAUUAUCUACAUUUGUACAUGUGCUUAACCUGUGACAGUAGUUUUCUUGUCUGGAUAGCUCAAUACAAGAGUUGUGCCAUUCUGGAAGGUAGAGAUUGUAAAGUUACACUCUGCUGUUGUUUCCUUCUUCAUAGAUGUAACUUUGACUCUCAUAAUAGCAGCUGAGUUGUGCAAUACCUGAUUAGGAAUUGCAGGCCCAAACAGUAAGUUCAGAAGCCUAGAUAAACAAUGGCCAAUUAGUUCAUUGUAAAACUGUGACAGCUUUUUGCCAUGUGAAUACGCAAAACACAUGCUCUAUUUGAAGACAUGUAUACUUAUAUCAAGUUGACAGAUCUAUUCAGAAAGGUUACUGACUGUUACAUAUUUCUUUGAUAGAGACUUUUCUUGAGCUUUUCAGCUAUGCUGCAGUUUGUGUAUGAUAUCAGAAGAAGUUUCAAUGGUAAAGUUAAGAAGUGAAUCGUGGUGAAAUUAGCCAGAAUAUGGUUGUUUGUGAAGAUGUGAAGAUAGAUUAUGAAGAUAGUGAAGAUAGAUUAAAGUGGCAUUACAUAUCAGAAGGAUUUCAUAUGCAUAUCUAUGUACUUGUGAAAAUUAACUGUAUGUGGUGAGAUUUGUAAGAUAUUCACAUUCUUUUGUGCUAACUAUAUUUCUUGCCAAGAAUACAGGAAGAACCAUUUUUAUACGUUUGUAUAAUCACUGACAAGCUGAGUAUUGUGAAAUACAAGGAAAAUCAGCAUGAUUUAUAUAUCCUGGGCAGACCUCACUCACUCACUCACUUUAUGGUUUAUCAUUUGUUGUCUGGUUUAACGUGCUAAGUAAUACAUAUCAAGUAAUGAUUCAUUUUUGAUUUUAUAAUUAUAUCUAUAUAUAUUCCAAAGCUACAAUAGGUGUAUGUAAUCAAGAUGACUACAUUUUUAUAACUGGUUUGCAGUGUUGCUACAUAUACAUUUAUAUACACGUAGUUGGUGAAUAGUGCAACGGAAAGCAAUAUUACAGUGAAAAGUAAGAGUUUAAUCAUGAGUUAUGAAACAAGCAGUUGGUUGUGUAAUAUAUAUAUAUAUAUAAAAUAUAUAUGUACAUUUUGGGAUGCAUGCUGCUGUUGAAAAAAAAUCUAGGAUGUUCAUUGUCAUUGACCAAAGAACCCAUGUUAUUGUCAAAAUGCAUUGGUCAUUGAAAAGCAGAAAGCUUUCAGCACACAAAUCAUUAAAAAUGCAAUCAUUCAACACAUUUUGCAAAAGAGUUGUGGUGAAUUAUCUUACUGUAGUACUUUAAGUCACAACUUUUUAAGUUCUUGGAUCUUUAUGGGCUGCUUCAGUUUUAUCUUUUUAAUUUGAAAACCAACAAACACACUGAAAGGUCAUGUACUGUUCAGUGUAAUGAUCAAUCCCCAAAUCCUCCUAUUUGUGCAACAAAACUCUUCAUAUACAUUUAUAUAUAACUAUUACAGUUUCCCAAGUCAUUUAGCUAUGCAAAAGGCACCUUAAGCUUUUCAAAGGGUAAGCUGUCAGGAAUGUUGACUUUGGCUCCUGUGCUAGCAUACAGGAUGCCCCAUAGUUUUUUGUCUGCCUGUUCUGUAACUUGUACAUGUAUGUUCCUGUGUAUCAAGAAAUGACUUUGACUUUGGUGUGGUCCAAGGAUGAUGCUUAUUUGUUUAUCAAACUUUACCAUCACAAUAUUAAUGGAGGGGGAGUCUAAACAUUUGAUAUCACACCUCAACCCUGUAGUGUUACAAUAUGUGGAACUUAUUGGUGAACAAUUACUGGCUCUCUAAUAAGGGAAAAGUCAAAUGUUUAUUAUCCGUAUUAUCAAUGUGUACCCCUGAGACAGUAACUUCAAAUGCCUUCAAUACUUUGUACUGUGCUAUGGAAUGAGACUACAGGUAGUUAGAUAAUUAGAAACACUGUAGUACAAUGCUAAACUUUUUUCCAACACAAAAGUAUACAUGGAUAAAAUUUUCAGGAUCAGUAAUGGUCAAUCUCUUUAGAACGUAAACUUGCGAGAGUUACAGACAUGCGAUCUUAAAAACACGUGGCUUGCGGAUAUGUGGUGUCAGCAAUUGGUCAAAGGUGCCAGGGAGUUUAUAAUACCUACCGUUUCAGUUCAGUGAUAGUUGGAGUGCCCUGAUGUUUAUGGCCUCUUUUAUACCUCUUACCUGUCACAUUCACAACGAAUCACCGGGCCACAGUUUUUACUGGACAGUCAUACUGGACAGCAUGACUCUCAGGGUUCUCCAACCAUCUCAGAACAGAGACGGUGGGCAUUAUAAAUCCCCAUGCACGUUUGACCAUUUGCUGACGUCACAUAUGCGCAAUAUCACGUGUCUGUAACUCUCGUGAGUUUGCGUUCUGAAGUGAUUGGUCAUCAGUAUUGAUCCUGAAGAAGGCCACAGUGGUCCUUGAAAAUGUGCUUCCUUGAUAAUAAGUCACACUGAAUGUUUUAACUCUUCUUUGUCACAGAAUAGAGAAUUUCUGAAUGUCAAACGUUGACAAUGAUAAGCCUGUGAUUUAGAUAUAUGGUGAAAAUUGUAUACAGCAUCAAGUAAUAGCAUGAUUCCGGAUAUUGGCUAGUAAUUGAUAGACUAAGUAUAGAUAGUAGAAAAAACAUAUAUUGAAACAUAUCCAGACCAGAAGUUUCUGUUUAAAACUGUUGCAAGGGGUCAGUCAGUAAUGUUAUGAUGUUAUGAAAUGACUCCUUAGCUCAAUAAAGAAAUACAAUAGACGCAGUACAUUUCGCAUAUCAAAUUAAAAUAUAUCAAUAGCACCUA
Molecule: messenger RNA, 5246 nt
Organism: Branchiostoma floridae (Florida lancelet)
Lineage: Eukaryota; Metazoa; Chordata; Leptocardii; Amphioxiformes; Branchiostomatidae
Product: furin-like protease kpc-1
Biological process (GO): peptide hormone processing
Cellular component (GO): Golgi membrane; trans-Golgi network
Molecular function (GO): serine-type endopeptidase activity
Source: RefSeq, a predicted model, not a curated record